This is a messenger RNA of Poecilia reticulata (guppy), 1798 nucleotides long. Lineage: Eukaryota; Metazoa; Chordata; Actinopteri; Cyprinodontiformes; Poeciliidae. The record is from RefSeq and is a predicted model, not a curated record.
UUUGCACCAGGUUUCAUCAGUCGUCGCGUUUUUUCACGUUCACAUUCCGCAUCUGACCAGGAGAGCUUCCAAGGAAUCGUGUACGCUGUUGUAACAGGGCAAAAAAACGUUCCUGAUAGGCGAAGUCACGGGCCAYAAACUGAGUCACCUGGCAACAGCUUCUCACAGCUGGCCCACAUUAAGAGGCCCACCUACAACAGCGGAAGACCAGAGAACUAGCGGAUGUGCGCUGACUUCUCCAGAAGCUCUUCCUUGUCAUUUUUUCCUCAUAAGGAAGAGAAGCUUAACGAAUCAAAAGUUCUUACUAAAGACGCGCCGAGASMUUGUGAAGCUAGUUUUGACCUCWGACAUGGACGGAAGCGCUCAGAGGACACCUUUUCCUGCGUGGACCGAGUGUUGGGCAGUAAGACGGAUCCGCACGCUGGUUCCGUUGGGUUUUAAAGGUGAAAUUAAAGAGCUGUCCAAGCUGGCCGCACCAGUGAUGUUGGCCCAGUUCAUGGGGUAUGCUGUGAGUUUUGUCAGUACUGUUUUUUGCGGCCAUCUUGGGAAGACAGAGUUGGCGGGAGUGUCUUUGGCCAUAGCUACCUAUGGGAGCGGUAACCACCUGAGAGUCGGAGUCAUUCUGCAGCGGUCCAUCCUCAUUCUGUUGCUGGCCUGUUUUCCCUGCUGGGCCAUUCUCAUCAACACUGAGCCCAUUCUCUUGGCGGUCAGACAGSAGCCAGAAGUCGCCAGUUUGGCUCAGAUGUAUGUAAAGAUCUUCAUGCCAGCACUUCCAGCUAGUUUCAUGUUUUCCUUGGAAUYACGAUAUCUCCAGAACCAGGGCAUCAUCUGGCCGCAGGUCAUUACAGGGCUAAUUGUCAAUCUGCUCAACGCCCUCAUUAACUACAUUGUGCUCUUCGUAUUGAAAAUGGGAGUAGCGGGCUCCGCUGUUGCCAACACUUUGUCUGAGUUUGCCUUGGCUGGAUUCCUUUAUGCUUACAUCAUGUGGAAAGGUCUUCACAARACAACUUGGGCAGGCUGGUCCAAAGAAUGCCUCGCCGACUGGAAAUCUUAUAUCCAAUUAGCUGUUCCUGGAAUGGUCAUGAUGUGUGUGGAGUGGUGGACAUAUGAGAUUGGAGGUUUUCUGGCAGGUCUGAUAAGUGAGGUUGAGCUUGGAACGCAGUCGGUCGUAUACCAACUGGCAAAUAUUGCCUACAUGUUCCCGUUGGGUUUCAGCAUUGCAGGCAACGUGAGAGUCGGAAACGCUUUGGGAGCCGGAGAAACGAAGCAGGCAAAGCUGUCUGCGAAAGCUACAAUGUUCUGUGGAGGAUCUGUGUCCGUUUGCUUGGCAGUCCUCAUCGGGUGUCUGAAGAAUCAUAUCUCUUACAUCUUCACAUAUGAUGAGCAGAUUAGGGAAAGGGUUGCAGAAAUUAUAUCUUUUUAUGCUCCAUUCAUCAUCCUGGAUGCCAUGUCUGCUGCCUCUGGUGGGAUCAUCAGAGGGGCGGGUAAACAGAGAGUUGGGGCUAUUUGCUACUUCUUGGGAUUUUAUGGCAUUGGAUUUCCUAUUGGAAUCCCCYUGAUGUUUGCUGCCAAACAAGGAAUAAAGGGUCUAUGGACUGGUCCCCAAUCAGAAGACGCAGAUCAUUCGCUAAGCGUGACGGACACCAUGGAUCUGGUUGACACAGAAGAGGUUUCGCUGGAAGUCCAGCCCUCCUUCAGGAGCCUGGUUCUGCGAAGAGGUUUAGCUCUGGCUGGGAUGCUAUUGAUCCUGGCUGCUGGGAUCAUCAUAAACCUGCUGGUCACGAACUUGGUUACUUGA